This is a messenger RNA of Huiozyma naganishii CBS 8797, 1401 nucleotides long. RefSeq lists its product as uncharacterized. Gene Ontology annotation, molecular function: hexose transmembrane transporter activity. Gene Ontology annotation, cellular component: membrane. NCBI's taxonomy places the organism in Eukaryota, Fungi, Ascomycota, Saccharomycetes, Saccharomycetales, Saccharomycetaceae. The transcript has a single exon. Bases 1 to 1401 code for a protein of 466 amino acids. Gene Ontology annotation, biological process: monosaccharide transmembrane transport. The record is from RefSeq and is a predicted model, not a curated record.
AUGAGACAGAGUUACAAAGUGGCUGGCGUGCUGUAUGGGUCCGUUAGUGUGGUGGCGAUGCAGCUUGGGAUGCUGAACUUCCCGCAGUUUGUGGCUACCUGUACGGAGUUCCUAGUCCCCAAUGAGCUCGUUGAGAACAGGGGUCCCUUCCAAGAGUUGAUGCAGUGCAUCCCCAUGGAGAACGACAUUGGACUGAGCAUGAUUACCAGUGCACUGUUUUCAGGGGGGGCAGUAGGGUGUCUUAUCAGCGAUUAUUGCAACUUCUACCAUGUCUUCCCGCUGAGAUGGGAGUUUCUAGGUGCGCUGGCCUUGGAAGGUUUGAGUCUGCUAGGGUUGGUCUACAGUGAAUCCAUACAUGGUGUUGCAAUGUGGAGGUUUGUUGGUGGGCUCGGUUGUGGUGUUGUCUUGGGUAUCGUGCCGACGUACGUAGAUCUGCUCACAGAGUUGAAGUUAAUGCCGAAGCAGGUCGCAAACUUGGGUUACAUGGUGAGUUUAGCACUCGGGGUGGCCGUGUGUCAAGUUGUAUCGUGGCCUGUGAUUGACUCCUUCAAUUGGAGGUGGAUAUUUGUGUAUCAUUUGAUACUAGUUGUGGGCAACAUGCUGGCAGUUCUGACAAUGUUGGUGGAGUCCCCCAAGUGGUACUUGAUAAUGCGGGAUAAAGCUGGUACAAAGGAAUCCCUUCGUCAGUAUCUAGAAGGUACCCAGGAAGAGCAUGAUAUUUCAAGGGUCAUUGACAAGUGGGGACAAGAACUGGAUGAUAUUGUCCGUUUACACCUGGAGAGUACCGCAUCAAAUACAGUUUAUGAGAGGAUCCGGUACUGGAUACUGUACGUGUACAGAAACCUCGCAGAUGUUGGACCUCUGACUACGAAGAUGGUGCUCGUGCAGUGUUUCAAUUUCAACUUCAUGGAUCUGUACGGGAUCAAAGUCAUCAAAGAGAUCAUGCCAGAUUCCACAUUCCCUGUCAACGUAGCUCUAUCAUGUCUCAACGUCGCUUUGCCCUUCGCAAGCGUGUACCUUUGGGAGGAAGUACGCUCACAGGUUGAUUGGAGGGCAGGGCACAUCUUUGUGUACCUUUCGAUCACAGCGGCGUACUUCUUUGUGUUCCUGUCAUUCCACUACCAUUCGAAGCUCGCUUUCAUGGUAUCCAUGGUAUUCUUGAGUGUAACGACACAUACGCUGAUGACUAGUGAACCGCUCAUCAACCUCGCCGAAGGUAGCGACGACCCAAUGGUACACCACCAGCAGAUCCCCAUGAAACGGUACAGCAGGCUGUGCUACUGGGUGGGCGGCGCGAUACUGGCGUACUGUUUCCCGCUGGUGUUCGACCUGAUAGGCCACCGCGCCAUGUUUCUAAUCGGGCUACUGCCCUGCAUUUCACUACUAAUUGUUCUUACGUAG